AUGCUUCGUCCCACCACAACCACUGAAAUCCCUCCGCCCUCCGCCCCAAAGGACAUCGCUGCUCCCAAACCCCGUUCUUCAUCUCCCAGAACCCGUCGGACCCCGUCCUUCCUCUUCGACUCGCCUCCUUCCGCUCCCUUGGCCCCUACGACCUCAAACGCGACUGCUACUUCUACUUCGAAACCGACUAAAUCCAAAAACAACAAGGAUAACAUUCUUUCAUCUCCUCAAUCACCUAGAAGGUCUUUCUUCCCCUCUCCCUCGAAAUCAAGCUUCAGUAGUGCCAACAGCGGUGGUGGUAGCAGUGGAUUCGCCGGUGGAAUCUUUUCAUUAUCUUCGCUGCUCGCUCGCAUGCCAAGUGCUGCUUCCAUAGUUCCCGUCCUCUCGUCAUCCCACCACCAUAACCACCACCCCGACCUUCCGAACAAUCACUCCUCCCCUGCCUCAAAGACUACCCCUACCACUUCCCAGAGCUCUAGGAAAAUGGCAGGCGGCUCUUCCAAGGAUAAACCAUCCGAACCUUCAAGAAUGACGGCUGCCGAGAAGCAAGAAGCUGUUAGGAAUGCUCAAGCAAUAUUGGCAUCCGUUAGAAAGGACUGGGAAUGGGCCGAGGAAUUAAGAAAGAGUAAGCGACGAAGAAUGGCCGGUGCCACGGCCGGUUCGCCAACCACCAGUUCUAGCUUACCAUCCAUCCAAUCCGAGGAAGAGGAAGAUACCGAAGACGAGGACGAAAGGGAAUACCGGUCGCGUGACGAAUCCGACACAGACGAUGGUAGCAGACAACCAGGUUCUAUGAAAUCCGUAAGGAGCGUUUAUCCCGACGACGAACCUAGAUCCGCCUACCGAUUCCACGACCCAAAUACCAUCGGCGGCUCCAAAGCCACGAAGGAAGAACGAAAAGCCCGUCGCAGGAAGGACCUCGAAGAUGAAAUGAAAUGGAAUGACGGUCUCCGUAUCUGGAUCGAACGUCGAGACCUCUGGACCCAAGCCGAUAAGAACGGCCGUGUCCCGAUAGGAAAAUCCAAAUUUGAAGAUGUCAGUCCUACCACUGCUAAUAUUAACCCAUUGGAUUUGGAUGCAAUCAGAUUUCAAGAUGGCUUUAGCUAUCGUGCUAAAUGGAAGAACGAGCUGCUGACUCUGACUCCUAAUUAUGCGAGGUAUCAGAAUCCGUUUUACGAUGCUAUUAUUCCGGAUGCGUAUCCACAAUUAUACCAAAGGAUUAUCAUUAAGAGUAAUACUCCGACCAUCCCGAUCAACCUACAGCAUAUGACGAACGCAUUAAUAGAAGGAUGGAAAGCAGACGGCCAAUGGCCACCAAAACCAUCCCGUCCGGAAGCCUCAAUCACAAAGAAGAAGACCGUCAGCGUUGGCGAGAGCAUGGUCAAGAGGGUUUUCGGAAUUGGUCGGUGA
This is a messenger RNA of Orbilia oligospora ATCC 24927, 1410 nucleotides long. RefSeq lists its product as uncharacterized. The record is from RefSeq and is a predicted model, not a curated record. Lineage: Eukaryota; Fungi; Ascomycota; Orbiliomycetes; Orbiliales; Orbiliaceae. The coding region runs from base 1 to 1410 and encodes 469 amino acids. The transcript has 2 exons.